Aegilops tauschii subsp. strangulata is the source of this 1788-nucleotide messenger RNA. NCBI's taxonomy places the organism in Eukaryota, Viridiplantae, Streptophyta, Magnoliopsida, Poales, Poaceae. The record is from RefSeq and is a predicted model, not a curated record.
UUGAUAAUUCUAGGACCCAAGUAUCCGGGGAAGAAUAUAAGUGUGUACAUGCAACCACUGAUAGAUGAGUUGAAAGAAGUUUGGGUGAACGGGAUACGGACAUACGACGCUGCUAGCAAAAAGAAAUUCACAAUGCAUGUUUGGUACCAGUACUCACUUCAUGACUUACCGGCGUAUUCACUUUUCAUGGGGUGGUCUGUGCAUGGGAGGUUCCCAUGCCCAAGGUGCAAGGCAUCCAUGAAGUGCCGUUGGUUGUAGCAUGGUCGCAAGUAUUCUUGCUUCGAUUUUCAUAGACAACAUUUGCGUCCUGACCAUCCAUUCAGACAAGACAAGAAGAACUUCAUGAAAGGUGAAGUCGUUGAACACUCGGCACCACCUGAGAUGACGGGUGAACAAAUUCGUGAUCAACUAAAUGCUCUCCAGCCUGAUCCCAAUUGUCUAGGGUAUUUCUUGGGAUAUAACGAAGAACACGCGUGGACUCAUAAGCCAUGCUUAUGGGAUCUCCCCUACUUCCACCAGCUUGAGCUUCCACAUAAUAUUGAUGUAAUGCACACUGAAAAGAAUAUCGCCGAGGCCAUUUUUGGCACAUUGUUCAACAUUGCUGAGAAGACGAAGGAUAAUACUAAGGCUAGACUUGAUGUAAUGAAGCUAUGUGAUAGACCCGAACAAAACUUGCGACAACCCGAGGGCAAGAAAAACUGGAGGACACCAAAGGCGAGGUUUGUUCUUACUAGGGAACAAAAGAAGGAGAUACUCAUGUGGUUCAAAACUUUGUUGUUCCCUGAUGGGUAUGCAGCGAACCUUAUGAGGGCAGUGAAUCUUGAUAAAUUGAAGCUCAACGGGAUGAAGAGUCAUGAUUGGCACAUAUGGCUUGAGCGGUUAAUGCCGGUGAUGAUUCGAGGCUAUAUCCCUGAGGAUGAUUGGGAAAUAUUGGCAGAGCUUAGCUAUUUCUUCCAUGUUCUUUGUGCUAAAGAAGUAUCUCCUACUGUGAUAGAUGAGAUGGAAGAACGGGCCCCCGAGUUGCUCUGCAAGCUAGAGAAGAUCUUUCCACCAGGAUUCUUUAAUCCCAUGGAACAUAUGAUUUUACACCUCCCUUCCGAGGCAAGAAUGGGUGGCCCUGUGCAGAAUAGUUGGUGCUAUGGAGUUGAGAGAAUGCAGAAGACUCUUCAAGCUAAAUGUAGAAAUAAAUGUAGAAUUGAAGCCUCCAUAGCCGAGGCAUUCUUGGCGGAGGAGAUUACAAACUUCACGACAUCACGCUAUGCGGCCAAUAUUCCAAGCUUGCAUAAUGCAAAGUCUCGAUACAAUACUGGCGACCCUAAACAUGAAUCCAAGCUCGGCCUCUUCAAAGGGCAACUCGGACCUGUGGGUGCUUCUGGUUCAAAGAAUUUGGAUCCGAAAGAGUGGAAAUCUCUUACGUUGUAUAUCCUCACCAACCUUCAAGAAGUGCGGUCGUACAUUGAGUAAGUGUUGGUACAUUAUGUAACAUUUACUCACAUGUUUCUCUCUUAAGUCCGCUCAUUUCUCAUUGGGCAGUGAAUUCAUUGCCCAAUUCUCGAAUGGAGGGGUCGAACGUGAUUCACUCGAAGAGUAUGAGCUUCUUGCUAGUGAAGGAGAUGACAAUUAUGGUUCAUUUCUUGGUUCAGAGAAAAGGGUACGUCAAUAUUGGACAAAGAGUUGAAACAAGUUGCUAAUGGGUUUGACUAUAAGGUCGGUACAUUUGAUAAAUACGACAUCAAUGGGUAUCGCUUCCGCACACAUGGGAACGAGGAACGUCGGGACGUUCUAAAA